This is a messenger RNA of Phytophthora sojae, 1272 nucleotides long. RefSeq lists its product as hypothetical. Gene Ontology annotation, cellular component: membrane. Lineage: Eukaryota; Oomycota; Peronosporomycetes; Peronosporales; Peronosporaceae. The transcript has 2 exons. Bases 1 to 1272 code for a protein of 423 amino acids. Gene Ontology annotation, molecular function: transmembrane transporter activity. The record is from RefSeq and is a predicted model, not a curated record.
AUGCGCUGUCGCCCCAUGUUCCUGCUCGACGCGGGCGAGGCCAAAGAACUCGUACCGCUCAAGAUGCUGUUCGUCACGCACUACUACUGCAACUCGCUCAUUGCAUAUUUAUCGAUUUUCUUCGAAGGGAAGGGCUUCUCCACCAGUAAAAUCGGCAUUCUGCUUGCGCUUCCGUGUCUGUGCACGCUGCUCGGACCUCCGAUAUGGGGAGCGAUAGCGGAUACGCUACGCCGCCACAAGCAAGUUCACGUGUUGUGCCACAUCACAGCUGCACUUCUCGUGUUCGCCAUCCAGUUUGUGGAUUCGUUUCCGCUCAUGUGCGCGACGAUUUUCGUGGCGUAUCUCCAGAUGAUGCCCACCAACGCGAUGCUGGACCUCGCCGCGAUGAAGCUCACUGGUCGAUACGGAGGCGAUUUCGGCAAGCAGAGGCUCUAUGGAGCUUUCGGUUAUGGCGUCGGCGGGUAUAUCUCCGGUAUGAUGGCAUCUGCAGUCGGAAUUGAUUGGUGCUUCACGAUGAUGCUCGGGAUGGCGUGCAUCUCGUUGUUCGUGCUGAUGUACUACAUCCCCUCCGGCUAUGGGGACGACAACGAGCCGACAAGCCACAAAGGACUACUGCGGAGCAGUGCGAAGGUCAUCGCCCGACGGCCCGACGUUCUCGUGCUAUUUGUUGUGGCUCUGGGGGCUGGCAUCAGCGGUGGAUUCAUCGAUAGCUACCUUUUCCUGAACGUGUACGACCUGUCGGACGACGGAGAGACCAUCGUAAGUGUCUUCGUUGCGGUGGAGACGCUGUCCGAGAUACCGAUCUUUUUCCUGUCCAACUCCAUGAUUGAGAGACUUGGGACGGCGCUGUGCAUCGUUGUCGUCAUUGCCGCUUUCUUCGUUCGCGGGGUAGUUUACGCUUACAUGACACAGCCUUGGUACGUCGUGCCACUUGAAAUGCUGCACGGCGUGACGUUCGGGUUGCUGGCAGCGUCGUUGACCACGUAUCUCUACGCAGCGGCACCGAAAGGGGCAGCUGGUACAAUGAUUGGUUUGAUAUCUGCUUUCCAGCGGGGCGUUGGGGCUGGCAUUGCAUCCCUUGUUGGUGGCCAUAUCUACGACGAGUACGGGGUGCGUACGAUGUGGAAGCUCAGCACGUACGGGAUCGUCCCAGCAUUGCUUGUUCUUGUCGGCGUGUUUGCGUGGCUGGCCCGUCGUCAUGCCAGCGCCGCCGUGGAUUUGGAGGAACACCUCGUUGAGGGAAUCGCGUCCCCCGUUCAAGUAAGCAAAUAA